Messenger RNA from Vicia villosa (hairy vetch), 1035 nucleotides. RefSeq lists its product as uncharacterized. The record is from RefSeq and is a predicted model, not a curated record. Bases 1 to 1035 code for a protein of 344 amino acids. Lineage: Eukaryota; Viridiplantae; Streptophyta; Magnoliopsida; Fabales; Fabaceae. Gene Ontology annotation, cellular component: membrane. The transcript is spliced from 5 exons.
AUGUACCACUCUUUGUGGUCACAGAUUAUAGAAUUUUGUAGUUUCUGCAAAAAAUGUUUGCAGUCUUCCAUCGACAGGUCUGGCCAAAGGUGCCCUUUAUGCCGGAAAUGGAUAAGAGGAGAAUCUUCUGAUGUGAACAUAGUUCUUUGGAACACAAUACAACAUAUAUUUCCGCGUGAAGUUGAAGCUAGGAAAGCAGCCAAUGCUUUAAGUGCACAACCAUGUGAAGCAUCUAACAGGCCCUUCUUUGGACGACGUAUCUUCCAUCUCUUAUUAGACAUUUCAAUGAGUGCUUUGAGUUUGCUGAUGCUCGUCUUCAAGAUCGCGCCUUUUAAGGCGUUUAUCAAACCUAAAUCCGAUGUAAUUUAUGAUGCUGAAGUACCCUUUAAUCUAACAGGGAUUAAAAUUUCAGCAAUUAUGGUUAGAAGUAAAACUUUAUUGAACAAAGGUGUUCAAAGUUAUAAAGAAUUCGAGAUGCCAAUAGGUGUUACCGAAAAACCUUAUGUUAAUAAACUUGUUUUGGUUUACCAUAAUUUAGCCUAUGACGCAACAAAUUUGUUUGCUUCAAAUUUACCAGAAUUGGAUUUAAGAGCUUAUGAGAAACCAAUUUUGGUUAAUUUCUCCAAUGUGACAAAAUCAUUACCAUUUGGUUCUUUAGCCAAAUGUGUGUAUUUUGAUUUAUAUGGUUAUGUAAAGUUUGACACUUUAUUAAAUAGAAAUGUUUGUACAAUAUUUCAACAAGGGCAUGUUUCAAUUGUUGUAGAAUCAAAAGAUCAAGUGAAAGAUCACGGGAAGCAUGAGUUCAAGAUGAAGAUUGAGGGGAUUAUAUGUUUGGUUUGUGGGAUUGUUUUGUUGAUGAUAAUGUUUGGUUUAUUCAUUAGAUUGAGAAGGAAAAAAAGGUUAGAGAGAAAGCAAUUGGAAUUUGAAGAUGAUAAUUAUGAAACAUUGAAGAUGUCAUCAUUUGGUCAUACCAAAGUACCAAUGGCAUUAGGGACUCGAACAAAACCAAUGAUUGAAAUGGAUUUUGUUCCUUAA